This is a messenger RNA of Psammomys obesus (fat sand rat), 1199 nucleotides long. RefSeq names its product apolipoprotein H (gene Apoh). Bases 64 to 1101 code for a protein of 345 amino acids. The record is from RefSeq and is a predicted model, not a curated record. The transcript has 8 exons. Lineage: Eukaryota; Metazoa; Chordata; Mammalia; Rodentia; Muridae.
GUCUGCUCUUCUCCCUUCAGCAGAAGGCAUCACUUUGGUGGAGCUCGUGGGGACUCAUCAGCAAUGGUCUUCCCGGUGCUCAUCUUGUUCUCCACUUUCCUCUGCCAUGUUGCUAUUGCAGGACGGACCUGUCCCCGGCCAGAUGAACUACCGUUUGCUAUGGUUGUUCCAUUAAAAAACUCCUAUGACCCAGGGGAGCAGAUUGUGUACUCCUGCAAGCCAGGCUAUGUGUCCCGGGGAGGGAUGCGACGAUUCACCUGUCCCCUCACAGGAAUGUGGCCCAUCAACACCCUGAAAUGCAUACCCAGAGUGUGUCCCUUUGCUGGAAUCUUAGAAAAUGGAGCUGUACGUUACACAACGUUUGAGUAUCCCAACACCAUCAGUUUUACUUGUAAUCCUGGGUUUUAUCUGAACGGAACCAGUUCUGCCAUGUGCACUGAGGACGGAAAAUGGAGUCCUGAGCUUCCUGUCUGUUCACCCGUCACCUGCCCGCCUCCACUGGUUCCUAAGUUUGCAACCCUUAAGGCUUACAAGCCGUCUGCUGGGAAUAACUCUCUCUAUCGGGACACGGCAGUCUUUGAAUGCUUGCCACACCAUGCCAUGUUUGGAAAUAACACAGUUACGUGCACAGCCCAUGGAAACUGGACUGAAUUGCCAGAAUGCAGGGAAGUCAAAUGCCCUUUCCCCUCGAGGCCAGACAAUGGGUUUGUGAAUUAUCCUGCAAAGCCAGUUCUUCUUUAUAAGGAUAAAGCCACCUUUGGUUGCCAUGAUACAUACUCACUGGAUGGCCCAGAAGAAGUGGAGUGCACCAGGAUGGGGAACUGGUCCGCCCUGCCGAGCUGUAAAGCAUCCUGCCAAAUAUCGGUUAGGAAAGCCACGGUACUAUACCAUGGACAGAGAGUGAAGAUCCAGGAAGAGUUUAAGAAUGGGAUGAAGCAUGGUGACAAGGUUUCCUUCUACUGCAAAAACAAGGAGAAGAAGUGCAGCUACACUGAGGAGACUCAGUGCAUAGAUGGCACCAUCGAAAUCCCCAAAUGUUUCAAGGAGCACAGUUCUCUGGCUUUCUGGAAAACAGAUGCAUCAGAAGUGAAGCCGUGCUGAAGUCAUUUUCAGAAUCAAACCUGAAUAUCAUAUUUGUAUCUCUGCUCAUCUGAGAAAUCCAAGUGAAAAGGCAAAAUAAAGUUACUGAAUUGCCUCGA